GCCAAAGAUGACACUCCUAGUUGCAGGUACAUGUUCCAUUCAUAUGUAGCUUCACAGGAGCAGAGACAGUGUCCAGGUUCAUUGUUCACCAUCUGUUGGUUAAGUCUAAGUCUAUCCAAUGGCGUCCAUGCAAUUAACCGAGUGGAACACUGGCGUCUGUGACUGCUUUGAGAGCACGAGUACUUGUUGCUAUGGUUUCUGGUGCUGCCCUUGCCUUGCCUGCUCUGUGGCGGGAAAUUUUGGAGAGAACCGUUGCCUCCCACUGUGCGACAUCUGCAGCCCUGCCAUACUGACGUCCUUUGGGAUCCCUCUGUUUGCUCCUCCUGCUGCCAUCGCUCUACGCUCUGGCAUUCGGAACAGAUAUCACAUCAAGGGUUCAAUGUGCAAGGACAUCGCAACUUCCUGUUUCUGUGUGUGGUGCACCUGGUGUCAGAUGCACCGCGAGUUAAAAUACCGCAAGAAAAACACCGUGGUUGUUGUGAACAUGCAGCCUCCCCCGGUGAUGAUGGCUCCUGGAAACCAACCACAGUUCAUCAUUCAACACUAAGAUUUGUGGUCGGACUGGUUUGUCUUACCGAGGAGUUCACACUCAUGGCGCUUAGUUUGUUUAGUUAGACAGUGGAACAUAUGAUUAUAAUCGUGCUAAAUGUAAUCACAAUCUUUUGAAUUAUUUGCAGUGGCAUAGGUGUGUGUGUGUGCUGUUUCUGUUUUCUUAAUUAUACUCGUGACUCAUGUUAUGGAACACCCCUCUAAUUAACUUCUGUCUCUCCGGAUCUACGUCAAUGUUCUGAUCAGAAUCGCAUUCGAAAUCAGAAUCAGCAUGAAUGAACUCAUCUGUGACAGAUUCAUGCAUUUAUCUCAUAUUAUGUUAUUUGACCCCAGAUGUGAAAGAAAUGACACAUUUGUUUCUCUAUUUUUUCACUCCUGCAUGGCUAAAAAAUAAUUGUGACAAUGAAAAUUAAAUUAUUAUAAAACA
This is a messenger RNA of Solea solea (common sole), 976 nucleotides long. Its product is annotated as cornifelin homolog B-like. The record is from RefSeq and is a predicted model, not a curated record. Lineage: Eukaryota; Metazoa; Chordata; Actinopteri; Pleuronectiformes; Soleidae. The transcript is spliced from 4 exons. Bases 119 to 547 code for a protein of 142 amino acids.